CGAUCUUUGGCGACACCGGCAGGGAAACAGUGGCGGGGAAAGUUUUCCGCCUCCUCUUUGUUGUCACUCCAUUAUUGUAGCCAAGCUACGUUCCCACCGCUGCUUAUUUAUCGAAAAACCACCAUGAGGCGCACUAGAAGUUCGAGAAAUAAAAGUCAGAGUGCACAAGAAACUGAAGAGGUCUUGCCAAAAGCAGUGUGGCAGUGGGAGGGAGAUGAAGGACAAUGGGAGCCGUACUCGCCUGCACUCUGCGCCUUGUUGGACUCUGCCGUGUCUUCGGGAGACGCUGCUGUCUCUCUGCCUCUGGGCUCCGGGACGAGCUACGAAGUCGACCUGAAGAAGAUGGUCCAGAUUAAUCCCGUCACCAAGUACAAGAGGAAGAUUCGCUCUCAGACGGUAAAACCAGAAAGUUUGGCCGAGGCAGGUGAGUUGGCUGCUCAAAACAGUUCAGCUCCACUCAAAGAGGAAGAGACGGAGAAGCAGCCUGCAGCCAAGAGGAAGAGAGCGCAGAGCAAGAGUCAGACUAAAACCGAGGAGAUGCCCAAAGAAGAAAUAAAGAGUGAAGAGGUCGUGAGGACGGUGAUCAUGAAGGGAAAAGCCCCAGUGGACCCUGAAUGUAAAGCUAAGCUGGGAAAGGCUCAUGUCUACAGUGAAGGAAAUAAUGUUUACGACGUGAUGCUCAAUCAGACAAAUCUUCAGUUUAACAACAACAAAUAUUACCUGAUCCAGCUGCUGCAGGACGACAGCUCCAAGGCGUACAGCGUGUGGUCGCGAUGGGGCCGGGUGGGAAAGGUGGGUCAGAGCAAUCUGGCACCUUGUGGGGGAGACCUGCUGAAAGCCAAAGAUGUCUUCAAGAAGAAAUUUUUAGACAAGACCAAGAACGAUUGGGAACACCGAGCGAGUUUUGAGAAAGUACCUGGAAAAUAUGACAUGGUGUUCAUGGACUACAGCACGAGCAAAAAGGAGGAGAACCAGACCGCUGUUGAUGCUGCACCCAAAAAGAGGACCUGCAAGCUGGAUGUGAAGGUCCAGUCGCUCCUGGAGCUGAUCUGUGACAUCAAAGCUAUGGAGGAGUGUGUGCUGGAGAUGAAGUUUGACACCCGGAAAGCUCCUCUCGGCAAGCUGACCACAGAGCAGAUCCGCGCAGGCUACGCGGCGCUGAAGAACAUCGAGGAGUGCUUAAAGAAGAAGGGCAACGGUCGGGAUCUGCUGGAAGCGUGCAACCAGUUCUACACCCGCAUCCCUCACGACUUUGGGUUGAAAACGCCUCCAAUUAUUCACACGGAAGAUGAGCUUAAGGAAAAAAUUUCACUUUUGGAGGCUCUGAGUGACAUUCAGAUAGCUGUGAAAAUGGUCCAGUCCAGUAAAGACGGUGACGAACACCCUCUGGACAGACAGUACUGCUCCCUUCAAUGCCAGAUGCAGCCUCUGGACUCCGGCAGCCACGAGUACAAGGUGAUAGAAAAGUAUCUCCAUUCCACUCACGCCUCCACGCACUGUGACUACACCAUGACCCUCCUCGAUAUCUUCUCAGUGGACCGACAAGGGGAGAGGAACAACUUCCUGUCACAGAUGCACAACAGGACUCUGCUGUGGCACGGCUCCCGCCUGUCCAACUGGGUCGGAAUCCUCAGCCAGGGGCUCCGAGUGGCCCCCCCCGAGGCCCCCGUCACUGGUUACAUGUUCGGUAAAGGGAUCUACUUCGCUGACAUGUCGUCAAAGAGCGCCAACUACUGCUUCGCCAGCCAGAACAACCACGUGGGCCUGCUGCUGCUGUGUGAGGUCGCCCUGGGAGACUCCAACGAGCUGCUGGACGCCGACUACGAGGCCAACAACCUGCCUGCUGGGAAGCACAGCACCAAAGGGCUGGGACGGACCGGACCCCACCCGCAAACCUCCGUCAAUCUGGACGGCGUCACCGUGCCGAUGGGCCCGGCCGUGGAGACGGGCGUGGGUAAAAACCGUUGCUACUCCCUCCUGUACAACGAGUUCAUUGUGUACAACCCUGCACAGACUCGCAUGCGGUACCUGCUGCGGAUCAAGUUCAACUACUCCUCCUUGUGGUGAGACGGAGGUGCUGCGUCUUUUUGAGUCAAAUCACUUCUGAAAAUGGGUUAUAAUGUUGUUCAUGCUGCUUUGUCUCAUCUUCAUAUCAAUGUAAACUGUAUCGUGUUCAGGUUCUUCAGGCUGGUGUGACGAGAGCAUUUCUACUGAAUAAUUAUCUAAAUUGAUCUUAAUGUGUCUUUUAAUUGGCAUGAACUGAAAUGGAACGUUUUCAUGUGUUUUAAUUCUCUGUAGUGGUGAACAUGCUUUGACAACAUCACAUACAGUACAAACAUUUUUAAUGAACUUUAUAUGUAAAAAGAGAAAUGAACAGCAGAAAUCCUAUUUUAGUUAAUAGAGGAGUUACAGUGUAUAGAAAUAAUAAAGACAUUUUAAACGUGA
Molecule: messenger RNA, 2445 nt
Organism: Gasterosteus aculeatus aculeatus (three-spined stickleback)
Lineage: Eukaryota; Metazoa; Chordata; Actinopteri; Perciformes; Gasterosteidae
Source: RefSeq, a predicted model, not a curated record